This is a messenger RNA of Ipomoea nil (Japanese morning glory), 660 nucleotides long. RefSeq names its product F-box/kelch-repeat protein At1g80440-like. Gene Ontology annotation, biological process: regulation of phenylpropanoid metabolic process; negative regulation of cytokinin-activated signaling pathway. Gene Ontology annotation, molecular function: protein binding. Bases 1 to 660 code for a protein of 219 amino acids. The record is from RefSeq and is a predicted model, not a curated record. Lineage: Eukaryota; Viridiplantae; Streptophyta; Magnoliopsida; Solanales; Convolvulaceae. The transcript has a single exon.
AUGGAGCUGAUUCCCGGUCUUCCCAACGACGUAGCUCAUGAAUGUCUUAUUCGGAUUUCGUUUGAUCAGUUAUCCAAGGCUGCAUCUGUGUGUAGAGCAUGGAACGCUGUGAUUAAACAGCCGGAGUUCCGCCGGCGCCGGAAAGCUUCUGCUCUAACCCGACCUGUCAUUGUCAUGGCUCAGAGAAUGGAUGGUUUAAGAGAAUCGGAUCCGUCGUUUUACCGGCUCACGCUAUUCGAGCCGGUGAAAAGGCGUUGGCGCAAUUUUCCGCCGAUACCGGAGAUGGCGGAACGGAUGCCGGUGUACUGUAGCGUAGUAGGAAUUGGAACGGAGGUGGCGGUGAUAGGCGGUUUCCACCCGGUUACACGGCAGCAUCUGAAUUCAGUUUUCAUCUACAACUUCUUAUCCGCCACGUGGAGGCGCGGCGCCGAUAUGCCAUGCAAGGGUCGCGCGUUCUUCGGAUGCGCGGCAUCGGCGGCGGACGACGGGACAGUGGUGGUCGCCGGCGGUGUGAACUUGGGCAACAGCGUGUUGAAAUCAGCGUUGGCGUACGACGUGGCAAGGGACACGUGGACAACCUUGUCGGACAUGUCAUUUGGGCGAAUCGAGUGCACGUGUGUGUUCCACCGUAGCAAGUUUCACGUACUCGGCGGCUUUUAA